This is a messenger RNA of Pyrus x bretschneideri (Chinese white pear), 4443 nucleotides long. Its product is annotated as disease resistance protein RUN1-like. The record is from RefSeq and is a predicted model, not a curated record. Bases 213 to 3080 code for a protein of 955 amino acids. The transcript has 4 exons. NCBI's taxonomy places the organism in Eukaryota, Viridiplantae, Streptophyta, Magnoliopsida, Rosales, Rosaceae. Gene Ontology annotation, molecular function: ADP binding. Gene Ontology annotation, biological process: defense response; signal transduction.
GAUUUAGUCUCUGCGGGAAUUGCUCUCUGCUUUCUUGCUUGCUUCCCAAUUUCAAGCUCUCUCUGUCUGUCUUAAUUUGCUUAAUUGGAUCCUCUUCUCAAUUGCAACUUCAUAAAUCUCAUUCAUCUCUGAUAUAUCCAUUCUCUUUCUUCGGUAUAUUAUCAAGCAUUCGCUUCUUUCUCUUGAUCUUUGAUAUAUUAUCAAGCACUCAGAUGGACUGCAUCAUUACUCUCUUGCGGAUGUGCCGCAGAUCGUUACCAUUUUCUUCUUCUGAUUCUGCAGCUGUUGAUGCUGACAAUGUUUAUGUCACUCCUUAUCAGGAAAAGUAUGAUGUUUUUAUCAGUUUUAGAGGUGAGGACACCCGCCUUGGUAUUACCAGCCAUCUUCAUGCUGCCUUACUUCAGAAGAAAAUUGAAACCUACAUAGAUUACAGACUGAAGAGAGGACAAGAAAUCAAACCUGCCCUUCUAGAAGCAAUCAAGAAAUCUACGCUUUCGGUGAUCAUGUUCUCGAAAAACUACGCUUUUUCCACGUGGUGUUUGGAUGAACUUGGGCAAAUACUCGAAUGCAAGGAAAGAUAUGGCCAGAUGGUUAUACCCGUUUUCUACGAUAUCAGUCCAUCGGAUGUACGAAACCAACAGGGGAGCUAUGCGGUUGCAUUUACUGGACUUGAAAAGCGUUUCAAGGGCAGUAUCCACAAGGUGCACAAGUGGAGGAAUGAUUUGACGACUGCGGCCAAUCUAUCUGGGUUUGAUUACUCAGACAAAUCCGGGACGGAGGCAGAUCUAAUUAAGAAAGUUGUUGAUCAUAUUUGGACCGAAUUGAUUUGUGAAUCAUCAUGCAUUUUGGAGGGCCUGGUUGGAAUUAAAAGCAGCAUCGAGCAAAUAGAAUCGCUAUUAGACAUUCAUUCAGAGGACGCUUGCAUCACUGUAGGAAUUUGGGGGAUGGGUGGUAUUGGCAAGACCACCCUUUCCGAAGCUGUUUUUCACAGACUCUCUUAUAAAUUCGAAGCCAGUUGUUUUCUUAGAAAUGUUAGGGAGAACUCAGAACAAACAAAUGGACCAGAUCACUUGGAAAAAACACUUCUUCAAGAGAUACUAAGGGAAGAAGGUCUAUCCAUAGGAUCAACAUUUGUUCGAGAAAGGCUCGGUCGUACAAAGGUGCUCAUUGUUUUUGAUGAUUUGGGUGAUUCAAUGCAAAUGGAACGUUUAGCUGGCAAGCGUCUUCGGUAUGGCACUGGAAGUAGAAUCAUUAUCACAAGUAGAGAUAGGAGAACACUUAGGCAAACUGUUGAAGAGGAUAAGAUCUACGAGGUUGAGGGUUUAAAACCAGACGAUGCUCUUGAACUCUUCUGUUCACGUGCUUUCAAAAAUAACAUGACUCGUAGAACAGAGUAUAUGGAGUUGGCAGAAAUGGCUGUGGAUUCUGCUGGUCGCGUUCCCUUAGCUCUUAUAGUUAUGGGGUCCUUGUUCUUCAAUUGCAACAGCAAAGAACACUGGGACGAGGAAUUCAACAAAUUGAAACGAUCUCCCUGUUGUAAAGAUAUCCAUAAAGUGUUGAGACUGAGUUAUGAUGGAUUAGACACAAAUGAGAAGGAUAUAUUUCUGGAUAUAGCAUGUUAUCUUAAGGGGAACCAUGUGGAUGGCGUAAAACGAAUGUUAACUACUCGGGGAUUUGAUGCGGCACCCGGAAUUAGAAUUCUUGUUGAUAUGUCUCUCAUAUCAAUUGAUUCAACCGAGAAAGCCAUAGAGAUGCACGAUUUGCUUCAAGAAAUGGGAAGAAAAAUAGUUCAUGAACAAUGUAUUGACAAUCCCGGUGAACGCAAUAGGUUGUUCAAUGAUGAGGAUGUCUAUCAUGUACUGAAAAGAAACACGGGGACUCCAAUUGUUCAAGCCAUAUUGGUUAACUGGUUUGAGAUGGAAAAUCUGCAGUUGAAAUGUGCAGACUUCAGAAAGAUGUCUAACCUAAAGAUGCUAAUUGUAUUUAACUCUGAAGAGUGUGGCACUUACUGCAAAUUAACCGCUUCUCUAGAUCUUCCUGAUUCUCUGCGUUAUCUUUACUGGCUUGGAUAUCCUUUGAAAUCCUUGCCAUCAAAUUUUUCUCUUGAAGAUCUAGUUGAGCUUCAUAUGCGCAAAAGCCAAGUGAAUAAGCUGUGGAAUGAAGAGCAGAGACCUGUGAACUUAAAAGUGAUUGAUCUGGAGUGGUCUAGAAAUCUAACAGAAGUUCCAAAUCUCUCUGGGAGUCUAGAAAUUGUGCGGAUAAAUCUUUGUGGCUGCAAAAGUUUGGCUGAACUUCCUAGGUGUUUUCAACAUCUCCACAAGCUGACUCAUCUUGAUCUGUCAAUGUGCAAAAGUCUCAAGUAUCUUCCAGAGAUGCCAGAGAAUAUUGAAUUCUUAGAUUUAUUUGGCAGUGGUAUACAGGAGUUGCCUGAAUCAGUUUGGUCUCAUGAAAAAAUUUCUUACUUGGAUAUAAGAGAUUGUAGAGACCUUAAGAAACUUCCAAGCAGCAGUUGUAAGCUGAAAUUCGUUGGUUGUUUUGAUCUACAGGGCUGCACAUCUCUUGGCCAGGUUUCUGAGCUUCCCAGGGAUAUAAGUGAGUUAUCAUUGGUUGGUUGCGAGAGCCUUGUGAGUCUACCAACCAACAUUUGUAAGUUGAAAUUUCUCAAGAAACUCAAUCUCUCUAGGUGCUCUAAACUUGAAAACUUCCCAGAGAUCUUGGAGCCAAUGGAAAAUUUGGAAUAUCUUAGUUUAAGUGGAACAGCUGUUCAAGAGCUACACUCAUCAAUUGAGUUUCUCCCUGCGCUCCAAACAAUUGAACUAGAGGAUUGCAAAAGGCUUUCAUGUAUCCCGGGGAGCAUUUGUAAGUUGAAAUCUCUUGAGACGCUUGAUCUCUCUUGGUGCUCUAACCUUGAAAACUUCCCAGAGAUCUUGGAGCCAAUGGAACAUUUGAAAUCCUUAAAUUUAAGUGGAACGGCUGUUCAAGAGCUACACGCAUCAAUCGAGUUUCUCCCUGCUCUCAAAAAUAUUAAACUACAAGCUUGCAGAAGGCUUUCAAGUGUCCAAAGAUCAUUUCUAAGGUGAAGUCUUUUGAGAGACAUGAUCUCACACGUUGCUCUGCUUUUUAUGAAUUCCCUCAAAUCCUGGAGCCAAUGCAACAUCUGAACUUUGUUAGUUUCCAAGGGUCAGUGGUUGAAAUGCUUCCCUUGUCUUUUGGAAGUUCUAGACCUCUGUUGCACUCGCAUAUCAGAAAUCCCUGAUGGUCACAUUGGCUCAAUCUCAAUCCCUGAUGGUCACGUUGGCUCAAUCUCAUUGCGAGAUUUAAUUCUGAGUGAAACCAGGAUUAGGAGCAUACGUGCAAGCAUCAAACAAGCUUCUUGGUUGCAUAGCCUAAGCUUAACCGGGUGCAAGAGGCUUCAAUCAUUACCAGAGCUCCCAGUGCUAUAUGAUCUUGAAGCUCAAGGCUGCACGUUGCUGAAGACAGUGUCAAGUUCAAGGACAGCACUCACACAAGGUGGGGAUAAACACGACUCUUUUGGGAUUCUUCUGAUUGCCGAAAAUUGGAUCAUAAUGCAAGGAGCAACAUAAAGGAUGAAGCACAACUUAGAAUUAUGCGAGUGGCAACUGUGCCUUGUGUUAGCACUGUAUGUCUGGGAAAAGAAAUUCCAAAUUGGUUCAACUUCAGCUAUCAAAGUGAGGGACCUUCAGUUCAUAUCAAGCUUCCUCCAGAUUGGUUUCGAGCAGGUUUAUCAGGUUUUGCUCUCUCUGUCGUUUCUUGGGUUUCAACUGCCAGGGAGACUUAAGGGUAAGAGCUAGUUUCAAUGUUAAAUUCCUCGGUGAAAGCCAUGAACUGUUCACUUCUCUAUUCUAUUUCCCAAUUCGGAUAUUGGAUGACUACUGUUACGAUCGACAUCACGUGUAUGUGUGGAGUAAGGCCUUUAUAUGUGAAGAGAUAGCAAAAAAACUUUUCCCCUGAUGUGUACAAACUUGCUUAUGCGGCCUCUGUUGAGCAUGGUGGACUUUUCCGAAAACCCCAUUUCUGGUGCGAAGGUGUUGAAGUGUGGUAUAUGCCCUUUGUAUGCGGAAGAUGCUAAGAAAUUCAAAUUUGAUCAUGUCUUGGUGCCAGGGGAAGCAUAAAUACAAGAAACAAGACAAGAUGAUGAAUCUGAAGCCAAUUGAUCAAGUUAUCAGAACAAAGCAAAUGAAGGUGAUGAUGAGUCAGAAGCCAGUGAAUCAAGUUAUGAUCAGGUCGAAGUAAAUGAAAGUGGUGAUGAGUUCGAAACAAAUGAAAGUGAUGAUGGCCAGAAGCCCUAGUCUUUUUGAGGGGUUUUUUGUCCGAACAGAGCAUCAAAUUGAACUUGUAUAUACCUUUGGGAGAUGUAAGUCUAGCGAUAGAGGUUUAUACCUGAAUGGAGCAUCAAAUUGAAUUUGGACUAAAAUCGCCAAA